Messenger RNA from Sabethes cyaneus, 1305 nucleotides. RefSeq names its product BLOC-1-related complex subunit 5 (gene BORCS5). Gene Ontology annotation, biological process: organelle transport along microtubule; lysosome localization; positive regulation of anterograde synaptic vesicle transport. The record is from RefSeq and is a predicted model, not a curated record. Bases 223 to 1188 code for a protein of 321 amino acids. NCBI's taxonomy places the organism in Eukaryota, Metazoa, Arthropoda, Insecta, Diptera, Culicidae. Gene Ontology annotation, cellular component: synaptic vesicle membrane; BORC complex; cytoplasmic side of lysosomal membrane. The transcript has 5 exons.
GGGUGUUUCUCCUGUGAGAAAAUUACAAAGUUAUCUAUUAUGUCCUAAAUUUCUAUUAUAUCCUGCAAAUUUCAGUCGGUUCUGAAAAAAGUGAUUAAUAGCAGUCAAAAAUAAUGUGUAAAAAUGUACUUCUUUUGGUACUGAAGUUAUAAAUUAUUAAGAUCGAUUACACCAGUAUUAUGGAUCUACUAGUUUGAGUAAAGUUGAUUUAUUUUUAACACCAUGGGCUCUGAACAAUCUCAACUGCAGCAACAGGCGGAGGGUGGUACCGUUCGCAGUGGUAGUCUCCGAGCGCAAUCUACCAAUGCGACACCGACCCCUACUAGGUCCAAUACCGGUGCAAAGCUUCUCCGGGGGAACACUAUUGCUGCAACGGAAAUAUCGGCCCUCAAUUUAGACGAUAACGGGACAGGUCCCAGUUUCUCUGGGACGCCUUCUUCCGCAUAUAUCUGUGAUUCUCGACCAGUGUCGCCUCCGAUGAGUGUUUGCUCGGAUUCCGACUUACCGUACAUAUCGUAUACCGAUAAGCCCAUAGGAGAUUCGCCAAAAUUGCGCAACAAACAGCAAACGAAGAGUACCGGCAAGAUACGCCCCAACAGUGCUUUCGUGGGUAAAACACAGGAAGCGAACCGCUAUAGCUACACGGGAACUGGAGGUGCCGGUAGCGGGUCUAGCAUCGGUAGGUCUCGACCUUCCUCGACGGCACACAGUAUUGUAGUGGUAAAAUCGGCCACCGUUAAGGACACCGGCAUCGAGAAGGAUGACGACAUCGUGCGGCUGCAGAGCAUUCCACAGUUUCUACCAGUGAUGCGUGGUACCCUGUCCCUGCCCGCUAAUCGCGAUCCCGAGGUGCUCGAGCGGCUGCAGCCAACCCAUAUGGCGAACAUGUGCAGUCGUUUGCAGUUGCACUUUAACACCUGUGCCACGCAAGUCGCGGCCGAACAGCACCAGAUCACCAACAAGAUCAAAGAGGUGGAUCAAGAAAUCUCCAGCGCGCUGGCACAAUUGGUGCAGAAGCAGAAACUGUACACCUCCUACGCGGAGACAUUCUCCAAGGUGCGGUCAAUAUCGCAGCAACUAACGAGGUGUAAUGAUAUUCUCAAUCAGAACAUCGAAAGCAUGGAGUAUUUGAACAAUCUGCUCGAUGUCGAAGAUCGGUUAGAGCCGUUCGUGUGGAAAACAGAAUAGUCAACUCGGGGAUUAUGUAAGCAGAGAGGAAACAGUAUGUAUAUAUAAUCAGACAUAAAACCAAAUAAAGUUUGGCGUUCGAUAUUGCUAUAGACACUCGAAGGGCUUGCUUCGAAU